Molecule: messenger RNA, 651 nt
Organism: Didymosphaeria variabile
Lineage: Eukaryota; Fungi; Ascomycota; Dothideomycetes; Pleosporales; Didymosphaeriaceae
Gene: VPS20
Product: Vacuolar protein sorting-associated protein 20
Exons: 3
Coding region: 1-651 (216 amino acids)
Biological process (GO): vesicle budding from membrane; late endosome to vacuole transport via multivesicular body sorting pathway
Cellular component (GO): multivesicular body; ESCRT III complex
Source: RefSeq, a predicted model, not a curated record
AUGGGCAAUUCGAGCAGCUCGCGGAAGAUAUCCGCCCAAGACAAGGCGAUCCUAGACAUGAAGAACCAGCGCGAUAAGCUGCACCAGUACCAAAAACGCAUCACAGUCCUCACAGACCGUGAGAAGGAGAUCGCAAAAGAGUGCUUGAGCAAAGGGGACACAAAUCGGGCGAAGCUUGCACUGCGACGCAAGAAGUACCAGGAAUCGCUGCUUGCGAAGACGGAUGCGCAACUAGCGCAGCUGGAGCAGUUGACGAGUGAUGUCGAGUUCGCGCUGAUCCAGAAGGAUGUACUUUACGGACUGCAACAAGGCACCGCGGUGCUGAAAGAAAUUCAUAAGGAGAUGGGUGGCAUCGAGAGCGUGGAGAAGCUGCUUGGGGAGAGCGAAGAGGCACGGGCAUAUCAAGAGGAGAUCAGCGAGCUUCUUGCGAAUAAGAUGUCAAAUCAAGACGAAGACGAAGUGGAAGACGAGCUGGAAGCACUCGAGCGCGAGGUCAAUGGCAUCGCAGACGGUGUCUCAACAUUGCCCGACGCUCCUGAAAGCGAGCUCCAACAGACUCCUAAGCAAAAAGCGAAGGCACAGCGAGAGCGAAGAGCACGAGAGCGGGAACGGCAAGCAGCGGAGGAGAGUCCGCAGCCCAUGCUGGCAUAG